UAUCCGCUCAGUUUAUUUUAUCCUUUCGGUUCAGCUGCGGGUGACAACCAAUUAUCAGCAGUGGAUGAUGGCUCCACAUCGAAAAUCCCCAUAUCUGUACCUUUUCCUUUCUUUGGAUCACUCUACAAUUCUACAUAUGUUAACAACAAUGGUGAUAUUACCUUUGAAACUCCGCUGACGCAAUAUACAUCAGAACCUUUUCCAAUAAAUGGAACUCACAGAAUUAUAGCACCCUUCUGGACAGAUAUUGAUACCACUGAGGGAGGGUCGUUAUGGUACCGCACGACUAACGAUGUAACUACCCUACAAAGAGGAGCGAGUACUGUCCACUCGCUCUUCCCAGACAUCACACAGUUCACCCCCACCUGGAUGAUGGUUGUCACUUGGGAUGACGUGGCGGCUUACAGUUGUUCUACUACCUGUAAUCAGAGAAACACGUUUCAACUGAUUCUCAUUACCAAUGGAAUUCAUUCAUUUGCUGUUUUCAAUUACAACAAAAUAAUAUGGACUAAAUCAACACAGGUUGGCUUCAAUGCUGGUGACGGUGAACACUAUUUCUCGGUUCCUGGUUCUAUGACAGACGCUGUAUUAAAUCUCACUCAGAUGUCCAACAUUGGAGUUCCGGGACAAUUUGUGUUCCGAGUUGACGAAGCAAAAAUUUCUAAUGCAGAUACUGUUGAUGAAUGUGCCAGCUCUCCCUGUCGUCACGGGAAUUGCUCAAACGAAUACCUCUAUUAUGAGUGUAUCUGCGAUCCGGGUUACUCGGGGGUUAAUUGUGAAAAUGAAAUUGAUGAAUGUCAGAGUUCCCCGUGUCUGCAUGGAAACUGCUCUGACGGCUUCAAUCAUUACACGUGUCAUUGUCAAGCGGGAUACAGCGGCAACAACUGUGAAACAGAAAUUGACGAAUGUGCAAGUUCUCCGUGUGUGUAUGGCACGUGUACAGACUUUGUCAGUGGUUAUGCAUGUAACUGUAUGACGGGCUAUAUGGGAAUGUACUGCGAAACGGAUAUUAAUGAAUGUCAAAGUUCUCCAUGCAUCCAUGGAAACUGUUCAGACCAUGUUAAUCGUUACACGUGUCAAUGCUAUCCGGGAUAUGCUGGAACAAAUUGCCAGAUAAAUAUUGACGAUUGUGUUGACUCUCCUUGCUUUCACGGAAACUGCACCGACCAAGUCAACGGAUACAUUUGUGAAUGUGAAGCUAGGUACAGCGGAGUCGUUUGUGAAACCGAAAUUGACCGAUGUACAAGUUCUCCUUGUGUACAUGGCUCGUGUAUUGACAAAAUUGAUGACUACUUUUGUGUCUGUGAUACGGGAUACCACGGAAGAAAGUGCUCUGUUUUUGAGUUCUCCUAUUUGACACCGUUAUGGGUGGGAUUACUGGUUUUGCUUUUCACAAUUAUUCCAUUGAUUUUGUGGAAAAAAUCCAAAAGUCAGGAGAGCGAGAGGAGGACAGCACUGGGAAUCAUUCAUUUUGAUGACGUAACUCUGGGCGCCAGUAAGAAAUCUUAUCGUAAUCAAGAACCAGUUGUAUCCAACUUUCUGACGAUUCGCGGCUUCAUAUCCUUGAUAUGGCAUAAAGACAAGUCAUCUUGGAAUCUGUGUGGUGGCCCGUAA
This is a messenger RNA of Ostrea edulis (European flat oyster), 1614 nucleotides long. Its product is annotated as sushi, nidogen and EGF-like domain-containing protein 1. The record is from RefSeq and is a predicted model, not a curated record. Gene Ontology annotation, biological process: cell-matrix adhesion. The transcript has 12 exons. NCBI's taxonomy places the organism in Eukaryota, Metazoa, Mollusca, Bivalvia, Ostreida, Ostreidae. The annotation marks the transcript as partial. Gene Ontology annotation, molecular function: calcium ion binding.